AAUACGCGUAUUGAGCAGGGAAGGUGACGGUAGCACAUCCUAAUAAAAAUUGCAUGUUUUUCGCGGGAGAGAAGUUUUUUUUAGCAGACCUUUGAAAAUCGUUUUGAUUGAAUGAUAAACUCCUUCUGCAAUGUCAAAGAUCAAGUCAAGGGAAACGUUGUCUUCGAGUGAGUCUGGCAGUGACGAGGAGUAUCAGCCCAAGAAGAAGAAGAUGAAGGAGAAGAAUGUUGAGGAAGAGCCCAAACGGAAGUCACCGAAGAAGAAGGCAAAAACGGGUGAUGGGCCAGAGGACCAUAUGUACCCGCUUUCCAGACAGAGAUUUGUCAAUGUAAGGGAGUUCCGGGGCAAAGUGCUGAUUGACAUAAGAGAGUACUACACAGACAACUCGGGGGAGCUCAAGCCUGGAAAGAAAGGCAUCAGCUUAACUGUUGAACAAUGGGAAAAACUGAAAGAUUGUGUUGAUGAUAUCACCGACAGUGUCAAAGAACUAAGUUAGGGUUUGUUUUGGCCAUUUUUGUCAUGUUUGAUAUUUGUUUUGUAGUGUUGAAGAUACGUACCCAAACACUGAAACGCAUAGCUGUCUUUAGUGGUCUUCACUAGGGCCUGACCCGAAUAUACCGAAUACUCAAAUAUUCGAUCAUAAAUCUAAUAGCUUUUUGCCGGUUUUGAAUAUUCGAAAACUAAAAAAAACUACACAUUAAACUACGGUUAAUUAUUUACACCCUUUUAGCAGGCUAAAGCCCUUUAUACUGCAAAUUUACUCAAGGGCCACAUAUGGAUCGCCACAAGCAAAUUUUAACUAGCGCACUGGUCGUGCAACUUUUUACUGGGUGCAGCUCGCUGUUGCAGCUGCCAUUUCGAAUAUCCGAAUAUUUAGUAAUCGAAUACUAAAUAAUUCGCAAAUAGACAACCCUAGUCUUCACAACGCAUACUAUAAUAUGCAGUAUCAUUGAUGCUGUGAUGCCAAGUUUAAAUAACAUUAAGAGCAAUUUCACACAAACUGGUGCUGUGUUUGUUUUUUUACGUCUGUGAUGCAGUGAAGUGCUUCUUUAAGAAAGCAUUAGAGCUGAAAUCUGUGAACUUUAUGAACUUCAAGCCCUCUAAUAAAAUGUAUUUCACUACGAUGUGAAAUUAGCCGUAAUCUAAAUCAAAGGUCUAGAGAAUUGAAAUUGAGAGUGUGUACACCUACACUUUCAUGCGAGACCCCCUCUCUGACCGCUAGAAAAGAUGUUUGCAACAAAUGCUAAACAGGACUCCACUCUGAGAUAAGGUACUUGGUUUAUCGUACUUUGGGUUAAUGGAUUUAUCUUUGGAAUCUGAUCAAGACCAAAGAAACAUCUUGAGACAUUUUGCGCUAUGUAGUUUCAAAAGCUUGCCGCCAGCAGAUGUCUUAUGUCAUAUACAGAACAUGAAAAUACCACAUGAUAUUUGUCAAUUUAUUUUUUUUUAUCGUUAAGAAAGCAGUUUGCUGAAUGUGCCACUGUGUAAUAGCUAAAAAAUUUAAAGAAUUUAAAGUUGUUUUGGAAAGGAUUGGAGUAAAACGUCCAAAAGUACAUAUUAAAGUGAACUUUUUUAGAAAUCUGAA
This is a messenger RNA of Patiria miniata (bat star), 1585 nucleotides long. RefSeq names its product activated RNA polymerase II transcriptional coactivator p15-like. Gene Ontology annotation, biological process: positive regulation of transcription initiation by RNA polymerase II. The transcript is spliced from 4 exons. Gene Ontology annotation, molecular function: DNA binding; transcription coactivator activity. The record is from RefSeq and is a predicted model, not a curated record. Bases 131 to 496 code for a protein of 121 amino acids. NCBI's taxonomy places the organism in Eukaryota, Metazoa, Echinodermata, Asteroidea, Valvatida, Asterinidae.